Symbiodinium natans is the source of this 1995-nucleotide messenger RNA. Lineage: Eukaryota; Dinophyceae; Suessiales; Symbiodiniaceae. The record is from the annotation of a GenBank genome assembly.
AUGCAGGAUGAGGCCGAGCGGCAGCGACAAGGGGCAGCGUCUCUUCGCAAGUUCCUGCAGAUGCAGCAGGCAGCAGGUCUAGCGGUUCCUGGAAUGGAGAUGCUGGCACAGAUCGCCCAACCACCAGCGCCCAACCCUGCAUCGAGCACAGGUACGAACAAUCGGAAGGAUUGUGGCGCGCCACUGCCCCAUCCUGAUCCAAAGACGAUGCAGCCAUCGAAGGUGCAGGACGCAGCCACUGAGCCUGUGCUCGAGGCAUCCUCAGAUGCCCCCGAAGCGAGAGCGCAGGCGGGUCAACGGACGGAUGGUGAUGAGGCUGGCAUGACUGGGGUGACCACUGACAGUGCUGCAAGAAUCAUGGGUCCACAAGGUGAGGCUGUGGCUAAUCUAUGCGGAAGGCAAGCCAUGGACGAGGAGUCUGUUCCCAUUUGCCGUAAAGCAUGCUUGAUGGGAUGCGCGGUGCUGUAUGCCUACAUGGGCCGCAGCUCUUCCAGCGAAUCCACAUCCAAGGCUGCCAAAAAGAAAGGCGAUAAGAAAGCCAAGAAGUCCUCAAAGAAAGAGGCCAAGAAGGCCAAAAAAGAAGCUAAGAAAGCCAAAAAGCUAGCAAAGCAGAUCAAGAAGCUCGAGGAAGAAGUGGAGAAGCGCAAGCGCCAAAUCAAAGGGGAAGUGGAGGGGAAGAAGAAAAAGAAGAAAUCAUCAUCAUCAUCGUCUUCUUCCAGUUCCAAGCAGCAAAAGAAAGGCUCUAACAAGCCUCCUGAACCAGCCGCUGAGACGGAGGAGCACUGGGAGCAUAGGCAGUUGCCGGAAAGUCUGAGCCAGCCAGCGCAGCCAGGGCCUCUGGUGUACUCGGAGACGCAGUCACCACCAAAGUCGCCUCAGUCGCCGCGGUCUGAGAAGGAGAGGUCGCCACCCGAAUCCAGCUCCGAGGAGUCUAACCCAGAAAUCCACGAGGGGGCAGUUUGUGACCAUUGUGACAUGCAGCCUAUUCUGGGCCCACGCUUCAAGUGCGCCAGCUGCGAUGACGUCAGCCUUUGCAAGAAGUGCUACAAGCGACGUCAGGAGAUCCACAGGCCCAGCCACCGCUUUUUUGCCAUGAAGCCUAUGAAGUCAGACCAGCCCAUCCAGCCCAUCCAGCCCCAUUCGCCCCGGCCACUGGCAGAGAGAGCCGACUCCGGAGAGCCGCAGGAGCUUCUGGCGGCUGGGAGGGCACCACGUGCAGAGCAAUAUCCGGAAGCUCCAACUCCAAAUACGAACGUCGCACCCGUGAGUGUUUCAGCGCCGAUGAUUGUGCCGGCAGUGGCACAAGAAGUGGCCUCGCAGAUGCAAGAGCGCUUUCUCAACAUGGGGAAGGGCUACGCGAAAAGCUGGCAGGAGUCCCUUCCUGUGCUGGAAGACCCUGCAGCAAAGAAGCAUACAAAGGUGUCCAAGCCAGAGCCCAUAACAAAGGUUGGCAAGCAGAUGAACCGUGGUGCGGCUUGCGGUCUUUGCCUUCAGCAGGUGCCAGAGACUGCUAGUGGAGUCCUCUGCUUCCGGGUUCGGCCAGACGGAACUGAAGCAGGCUGCAGCAAGAGCGUUUGCUUCCCUUGCAUGGCCCGCGCCUCCUCCGUCAUGUUUGGGAAGGUCCGUGUCAACAAGGAGAUUUGGAUGGCCAUGGGCGCUCAAGCUUGGUGGAUGCACGAGCGCUGCAUGACGUCCGAAGAGGUCGUCGAGCAUGCCGAGUUGGUGAAGUCAACUGGCUUGGAAGAAACUUUGAAGGCGAGUAAGAAGCUGCCAAAGGGCUGGGUGAGCAAGAUCUCCAAAACCACAGGCAAAGUCUACUACGUCAACGCGAAGAAAAGCAAGACCCAAUGGACGCUGCCAGAGGAGGAGGUCGAAGAGACUCAAGAGCACUCCCAGCAAGUCACGGCGAACCUCAAAGAGCAUGAGUCUCCAGCUGAAGGUGGGCAACAAGAUGUAAAGAGUCACGCAGGGCAAGAAGAACUCACAGAGCUUUGA